AUGUUGCUGGAAGGCGAGCGAGCGUAUCCCAGUUUCCUGUCUUGCGAAGGGCCAGGCUUCGCGCCGAUUUGGCGAGACUUCCGAGAGUUGAGGGCUGAGGCCCUCAGCCAGGGCCUGUCGGAAGAUGGCCUCAUCGAGCUGCAAGCCCACGCCAGCUACAUCAUCGACCAGUGGGGCGGCCAGUCCGUUGACUUUGUCACAGGCUGGCACAAGGAGUUUUUCCAGCUGCAAGCCUCCGGCGUCGCGGUGUUCCCCGAGUGCGACGGGUGCGCCUUGCCUCUGCACAGCGUCUGGCUGCUGCCUUCCAGCGAAAGCCACGGCGGCUUCUGCUUGCAUGGCUACGUGGCUGCCCUGAGCUGUUUGCUGCACCAUUUGCAAGGCCGCAUUACAGGAGCCAGCGAGAAGACCUUGGUGCAGCGCAUGCAGCAUUCUUUGGGCCCCCAGCGGUCGCUGGAGCUUCUGCUGGAAACCUCACCCUGGAACCUGUCUUCGCAGCAGCUGGGCCUGGAGCCGCCCAGCGAAGUUGUGCCGCACUUGGAUCUGGGACCUUGGGCUUGGCAUCCGCUGCCCGAGGCGAGCCAGGCCGCCGCGGAAGCUGCAGAAGCUGGCUCGGUGGUGCUGGCCGUGGUGGGCCAUCACAGCGGCAUGUCCCUGGAGCCGGCGGCGGCCAUGGGCGCCGUGCUGGCGGAGCUGGCCGAGGAGGAGAGGCUUCAGAUCCUCUUCUUUGGGCAGUACUACGCCUGCGAGCUUCUGCAGCGCUGUGACCAGGAUGCUUUGCAAGAGCCCCUUCGGCGAUGGAUGUUCCAGGAAGAGUUGCGGGAGGCCUUCGGGCGGUCCUCACCCACGCCCAGCGUCUGGCCGGAGCUGCGGGAGGCGGUUCAGAAGGAGCAGCCGCUGAUGCAGGCGAGCGCCUGGAUUUGCACCGGGAUUUGGCCCCUGUGCUGGAUGCUUCAGCAGCUUGCGCAGCAGCCGGUUCUCCACUACAUGGUGAACUGGCUGGUUGGCGAGCACACCCCGCAAGAGUGGCACGUGCCGCUGAUGGCGGAGGCUGCGCGCAUUGGAGCAGAAAGCAUCCGGGGCUCGAAGCAUCACUUCUGCACCAGCGCCUGGGCGCGGCUCUCCAUGGACAUCUCCUACCUGGUGGGAUUGAAGGUGCCCAGCGUGCCCACCUUGGGCCUCCACACCACGCUGCAUAGCGGCCCCGGCCUGCGCUGGCGGCUUGCGAGGGUGAGCCAAGCGGCGUACACCGCCUUUGUGCCGAGGAAUGUGCUGACGCGGCGGGUGCAAGGCCAACUCUUUGCCGCGAUGCUGCAGAACUUCAAUGCCCUGCCCUGGGUCCAGAACGCCGCUCCGCGCGUGCGGGUGGAGGUGUGGCAGGGUGGCCUGCAGAGCAUCAACCGAAACGCCGGGGAUCCAUGGCAGGGCCAGGCGAAGGGCCGGAUCUGGUGGGCUGAAGCGGUGGAGCACUUAGCCGCGGUGUAUUUGGCCGGAGACAUCACCCUGCUCACCUUCACAGAGCUCUAUGCGCUGCAGGUGCCGACGCUGGUGCCGCAGGUGGACUGGCAAGCCAGGAUCAUGUCGGAGAUGUGCAAAACGGGCAUCGGCUGGUUCUUCAAGCACUCCCCCCUGUACAACUUGGCAGAGGGAGAAGAGAGCUUCGCCUUCAGCCCCUGGGGCUGUGAGAAUUUGGACGGCCUCCGCUACUGGCUGCAGGCCGCGGACGCCUGGCGCUACGCCCACGUGUCCCACUUCUCCUCCUUCAUGGAGCUCUAUGUGAUUCUGCUCCGCUGGGCCAAGGACCCUUCAGAGCCCCAGAGGCUCAGCCGCGGCAUGGCGGAGUUUCAUCUUCAGCUGGUCAUCAGGAGAGCUUGGAGUACUUCCGGCGCCUCGCCGGCGCCAAGCUGCACCUUCAGCUCCGCGCCCAGGCGCCUUCGCGGGGCUUGGUCUCGGCGCUCCGCGUGUCGGCGACACACACGCUGCGCAGGAGUCUGCAACUUCGAGUACCGAGCAAGGGGCCGGGGCCCACGCUGA
Messenger RNA from Effrenium voratum, 2031 nucleotides. The record is from the annotation of a GenBank genome assembly. NCBI's taxonomy places the organism in Eukaryota, Dinophyceae, Suessiales, Symbiodiniaceae.